UUGAACUCUUUAGAAAACUGCACAUUAGAUCCGCAUAUAACAUUUUUAAUGACCUGAGCACAUUAUUGGGUGAUCAGAUCAGUCCUAAUGUAAAGCUUAACAAACUGAUGUUUAUUGAUUUUACAUAUUUUGUGAUUUGAAACAUAUGUUCAAAAGUUUGAAUACCGAUAUUUUUCGUUAGAACUGAAAAGAAUUGACUAAUAGUUCUUCUAUAGUAAAGUGAUGCUUAAAAAAUGUUUUGUUGACAAUUUUUAAUACUCGUAAAUUCAUAAACACGGUUAUAUAAUCACUGGAAUGCGUAGGUAAGUCAAGCAUAUGUCUAUAGAUUUGAAGCUAGCAGAACCAACCCAGAUUUUUUUUUUUUUUUGAUAAAUAUCAAAUUAAUUAAAGGAAUGACAAAAUAGAGUCAUUUACAGAUGAUGAAUCGAUCUAUUUAAAGGCAUAAAGAAAUGGAAUAAAAAAGCAUGACCCUGAAUAUGCAAGCAAUAAGGACCGAUGAUGACCCAUAGACUUCACCUCCCUUGCUGUCUACGAAAGACUCAGAUUCUCCCUUAUCUAGCCAUACACUGCAAACCAUUUUCUUAGUAGCCCUUCAUACUUAUAAGAACCAUGGUAACCUAGCGCCAAGAUACGGUUACAAAUUGUUCUGUCUAUAUGUCUGCACAGCUGGCCUGUAUCCAACCAGCUCGUUUUGUGCAUCCGUGCAUUUCUCUCUCUCCAAACAAAAUAUACGGUAACCUGAAACACUAGACGAAGUAGUAUGUAAUCCAUAGCGGGCAGAGUGGCAUCAUGAAGGAGGACCAGAGUGUCUGACCAAUCCAGUGUUGCUCGGUCUCCUAUUAUGCCUCCCACACAUCUUAGCCAGACUGUAUAAGUAUAAGGGCAAGCGAAGUAGAGAUGGUCUCGAGAUUCAUCUCUUUCUCCACAGAAAACACAUCUUCGCUCUUCUAUGCCCCAUUUUUUCAUCCUGACGCCAGUAGAUAGAUGGUCCAACACAGCCAACCAAAUAAUGAAAGAAAAUCUAGCUACUCCCUGAUAGAACCAGAUAAUUUGAGCCCAAGAGACCUUAUUUCUUUUAACUCAGAAGUUGUUCCCAGGUCUUCCAAGAAGAGAAAGAGCUUGUGUAAACCAAGAUUUAGAAGACCAAAACCAUUUUACAAUAAAUAUUAAUAUUUCUCUUACAGACCAUAACCAUUUAUAUAUAAUGGCUCUACAAAAUUUGGGUCCAAAAAUAAUAUUGCAUCGCGUUUUUUUUUCUCAAGACCGUCCUAUAAAUUCAGAUCAGAUAAUCCAAUUCGUAUUUUUUUAAUUAAAUAAGAUUGAGUUCUGAUCUAUUAUUAUUCACUACCAAGAACUUUGUUGCAUGUUCUAAUAUCUCUGGGCUUUAUAUAUGGCCUCCUAAAGACGUUGGGCUUUAUAAAAAAUGGUCUUAAACAAAUUUACGAUAGGUCGAUUACCAUCGUUUUAUUGAAACGACAUCGUAUAUCUCUAAAGACAAAACUAAAAAACAGCACUGUUGGGUUUAAGCCUUUCUUCUUCAUCUUCUUCCUCGCUCAGACGCAAAACCCUAAUUUUCCAGAAGGAUUCUUCUUAAACCCAUAGCCGUCGAGAAUCCAGUCAACAUGGAGGUGGAUACAGUGACAGACUCUCGUAUCCAGAAAGUCAACAGCUUGCUAAAAGACAUUCGCAUAGAUUACGAUUCUCUCAGCAAGCCUGUGGACAGUCUCGUUUCUUCCAUUAGAGAAGCCAUUGAUGCAAUCCCCGAAGGUUUCAAGGUUACUUCAGAGUUAGCUCCCAGUUUCGUUAGAGACAUUGGAGCUGAUAAGGUGGAGUUCACUUUCAAGAAGCCUAAUGGUUUCAGUCUUUGUGGAAGUUACUCCACUCGUUGUAUGGCGAAGCCGGAAGCUUCUGUUGAUCUUCUCCUCCACUUGCCUAAGGAAUGUUUCUAUGAGAAAGAUUACAUGAAUCAUCGGUACCAUGCCAAGAGAUGUCUAUAUCUUUGUGUACUCAAGAAGCAUUUGUUGGCUUCAUCGUCCGUUGAGAAGGUUGAGUGGUCAACCUUACAGAACGAGGCUAGGAAGCCAGUCUUAGUUGUUUUCCCUGCUAAGAAAGUUGAUAACUUUCCUGGAUUCUGCAUAAGGAUAAUUCCUUCAGCGACAUCACUGUUUGAUGUUGCAAAGCUGAGUAUGAGCAGAAACAACGUCCGUUCUGUAACUGCAGAUGGUGUCGCUCAGCCAACGCCGACUUACAACUCAAGCAUAUUGGAGGAUAUGUUUCUGGAGGAAAACUCUGAGCUUCUCAAGAAAACUUUUUCUGUGUGGAAGGAGUUGGGAGAUGCUUUGAUAUUGCUGAAGAUAUGGGCUAGACAAAGGAGCUCAAUAUACGUCCAUGAUUGCUUGAAUGGAUUUUUAAUCUCUGUGAUACUAUCAUACCUUGCAACCCAUGGCAAAAUUAACAAGUCACUAAACGCAUUGGACAUAUUCAGGGUGACACUGGAUUUCAUAGCCACUUCUAAAUUAUGGGAAAGGGGUCUAUUUUUUCCACCACAGAGUGAAAGCCCUGUCUCCAAGGAGGAGAAACUGCAAUUCAAAGAGUUGUUCCCUGUUGUUAUAUGUGAUUCAUCAACACUUAUGAAUUUGGCUUUCCGGAUGACUAGUGUUGGAUUCCACGAGCUUCGAGAUGAGGCUUCUUCGACGCUUAAAUGUAUGAAACUCAGAGAUGGAGGAUUCGAAGAGGCUUUUAUGACUAAGAUCGACUAUCCUGUUAGAUAUGAUCACUGCAUUAGGUUACACCUAAAAGGGAAAACAGCAGUGUCUACAUCAGGGUUUUGUUUGGACAAGGAGUAUUGGAGAACCUAUGAGCAGAGAGUACAUACCCUUCUAGAACAAGGACUGGGUGACAGAGCAAAAUCAAUCCGCGUUGUCUGGAGAAAUUCCAAUCAUGAUUCAUAUGUGGAGAGUGGCUUCUCAGUUCUUGACAGAGAACCACUUUUUAUUGGCGUAUCUAUCAGCUCUAUCGAAAAUGCUUUUAGAACAGUUGAUAUCGGGCCAGAUGCUGAAAACAAGACAGAGGCACUCAAGUUCCGAAAGUUUUGGGGAGAGAAGUCUGAGCUAAGGAGGUUUAAAGAUGGAAGAAUAGCGGAAAGCACAGUCUGGGGGACUCAGCAGUGGACAAGACAUCUUAUCAUGAAACAGAUUGUUGAAUAUAUCUUGAAGCGGCAUCUUUCACUCUCGUCCGAUGACAUUGUACAGUUAGUUGAUCAACUUGACUUCUCUCUGAUUUACGGGGAUAAAGAUCCAAUAUCUACAUCUGGAAAUUUGCUUGAGGCCUUCGAAGUUUUCUCGCAGUGCUUGCGUGGGAUCAAAGGCAUACCUCUAAAAGUUUCUAGCGUUCAGCCUUUAGAUUCAGCUCUCAGACUCACAUCUGUGUUCCCUCCUGAACCUCACCCACUGGCUUGUGGAAAAAUUGAUGCGCAAAAACAACACAGAGUUAUGCCAUCUUGCAUACCAACAAUGGAGGUCAUGAUUCAGCUAGAAGGGUCUGGUAACUGGCCCAUGGAUGAUUUGGCAAUUGAGAAAACGAAAACUGCCUUCCUUAUUCAAAUUGCAGAGAACCUUCAGACGAUUAAGGGAAUAAGGUCCACAGCUACUGAGGAUAACGUCGAUGUGUUCAUGCGUGGCUACGCAUUUCGCCUGAGAAUCUUGCAUGAACGAGGCCUGAGUUUGGUGAAGAGAGAAAUUGGAGCUGACCCGGUGAAGCAUGUUUCCUCUGCCGAUAAAAUGCUUUUCAUUCGCAGUCAACAUGCAAGCAUGAUCAAUGGUUUGCAUGGACGAUUCCCUAUAUAUGCAUCAGUUGCAAGGCUUGCGAAAAGAUGGGUUUCUGCGCAUCUCUUUUCUGGCUGCCUGGCAGAAGAGGCCAUUGAACUUUUGGUUGCACAUGUCUUCCUCACACCUCUCCCACUUGGCGUUCCUUCCUCUCGAAUCAACGGCUUCUUAAGGUUCUUGCGAUUACUAGCAGACUAUGACUGGAUGUUCUAUCCGUUAAUUGUUGACAUAAACAAUGACUUUGGCAGAAAUGACGAGAAGGAGAUCAAUGAUAACUUCAUGUCGAGUAGAAAGGGCUAUGAAGAGGACAGACAAAACAUAAGUUCAGCCAUGUUCUUGGCAGCUCCUUACGAUAAGGCAUCAGAAGCAUGGACAACACUUUCACCAAACUUAUCGGAACUAAAAAGGUUGGUGGCUUAUGCUCGAAGCAGUGCAAACGUAUUAAGUAAGCUGGUACUGCAAGAACACAAUGAUUCUGUUCAAUGGGAGUGCCUGUUCAGAACACCUUUGAACAACUAUGACGCAGUUGUUCUUCUCCACAGAGAAAAAUUACCUUACCCACAUCAUCUUUUGUUUCCGUCGGAACUUAACCAAGGUCCCAAAGGGAAACACGUAGCACGUGGAAAGGCGAGUAAAGCGUUCAACCCGUUUUUAUUGCCUGGAGAUUUGAAGAGAAGCCCUGAGGAGCUUAAAAAGAAGUUAAUGGUGGACUUCGAGCCGACCAAGUGCUUCAUGCGUGGGUUGCAUGAAGAGUUUGGAACGUUGAAGCCGUGGUAUGAUCAUAUAGGAGGCGACGCGAUUGGUUUAACUUGGAGUAAACCCAAUUCAAAGAAACGAGAACGUGAUGAAGAGGAAGUGGAAAUUAAUCCAGUAGAGAUGUUAAAGGCGGUAGGCGAGAUGGGUAAAGGGUUGGUUAGAGAUAUCUACUUGCUCAAGUCUCCACGCUUUCUCUAAAAGCUUUCUUUUCAAAGAGUUUCGAAUCUCUUAGUUCUGAUUGACUUGAACUCAAAAUGUUUAUCAAUUUUGAUGAGUACACAUGAUAUGUUUCUACAAUACCAAUCAAACAUCUUUCUUUUAUAAAUUAAUCUCAUUCAAA
Brassica rapa (field mustard) is the source of this 4920-nucleotide messenger RNA. Its product is annotated as nucleolar protein 6. Gene Ontology annotation, cellular component: CURI complex; UTP-C complex; small-subunit processome. Gene Ontology annotation, biological process: tRNA export from nucleus; rRNA processing. The record is from RefSeq and is a predicted model, not a curated record. Lineage: Eukaryota; Viridiplantae; Streptophyta; Magnoliopsida; Brassicales; Brassicaceae.